This is a messenger RNA of Danio aesculapii, 824 nucleotides long. RefSeq names its product selenoprotein H (gene selenoh). Gene Ontology annotation, cellular component: Golgi apparatus. The record is from RefSeq and is a predicted model, not a curated record. Lineage: Eukaryota; Metazoa; Chordata; Actinopteri; Cypriniformes; Danionidae. The transcript has a single exon.
AAUUAGUAAAGAAUACACGGUGUUAUUGCUGUUUUAAAUUACUGUGAGAGUUGACAAUGUGUAACUAAUUUGACAAAUCACGCUAACUUCCGACCGCAGCUGUAUCCCUUCUAGGAAUCCCCGCGAAAAACUUCUCACGUGGUGUUGUUGUUGCUGCUGCAAUGGCGACUCGAGGCAAAUCAGCUCGUAAGCGAAAGGCAGAUUCAGACGAAAGAGAUAAGCUUGUUGAUGAAAAGAAAGAAAAGCUUGAGAUUAAGGAUGAAGAAACAGGACUGAGGGUGGUUAUCGAGCAUUGUAAGAGCUGACGGGUUUACGGGCGCAAUGCGGACCUCGUGCGGGAGGCACUUGCAGAUUCGCACCCUGACCUCAAAGUGCUGAUAAACCCUCAAAAACCCAGGAGAAACAGCUUUGAAAUCACGCUGAUGGACGGAGAAAAAGAGGAUGUUUUGUGGUCCGGUAUUAAAAAGGGUCCUCCACGCAAACUCAAGUUCCCUGAGCCCGCUGAAGUGGUGACCGCCCUGAAACAAGCGCUGGAGAAAGAGUAAAGACUGACUGUUUUCUGUGCUCCUGGACACUGGAUGCAUUUAUGAUGUGAAUGGACUAAUGGGAAAAUCUCCCCGUCUGUUUACUGAUGACCGGCUCUGCUGUUCUGGACUGGAAUGCUGACUUUGCCUCGUUUCUUCUGUUAAACCAUUGUUCAGUUCUGCUGUCAUGUGAUUAGUGUUAUAUCACAUUUACAUGUCUGUUUUCUACGUUAGUAUCUGUGUCAUUCACCUUUUAACUGUUUGAAUGGCACAAAUAAACCAAGUAUUUCUGAAAAAAAA